Neoarthrinium moseri is the source of this 1473-nucleotide messenger RNA. RefSeq lists its product as uncharacterized. Lineage: Eukaryota; Fungi; Ascomycota; Sordariomycetes; Amphisphaeriales; Apiosporaceae. The transcript has a single exon. The coding region runs from base 1 to 1473 and encodes 490 amino acids. Gene Ontology annotation, molecular function: FAD binding. The record is from RefSeq and is a predicted model, not a curated record.
AUGGCUUCAAGCCCCCCUCGCCAUUCCGUCGUUAUUGUUGGCGGCGGACUAACGGGCCUUGUUCUUGCUCUUAUGCUCCAGCGCCUAAAAGUCGACUAUGUUCUUCUCGAAGCUUACGACAGCGUAACACCAAAUGUCGGGGCAAGUAUCGGGCUGUGGCCCAAUGGUCUGAGGGUACUAGACCAGCUCGGCGUGUACGAGGACAUAUGUAAAGUGGCGCAGCCAGUCGACAGAAGCAUCAUUGGCGACGGGCGGACAGGAGCUACGCUGAUGACACGAAGAUAUGGGCCAGUCAUGAAGGCGCGUCAUGGUUAUGUGAACAUGUUCAUGGAGCGGUACGAGCUGCUUCGCGUACUUUAUCACCACGUCGUCGAAAAGCACCGGAUCUUCGUCAACAAGAAGGUGAUCAGAGUCGAAACACAUGACGAAAAGGCCACAGUGUACACGAAGGAUGGAUCGGUGUUCGAGGCUCAAUGCGUCGUUGGUGCAGACGGCGUGCACAGUUCGGUGAGGAGAGAGCUGUGGCGGAACGCGGAUGAUAGCGACCCGACAGCUAUCCCGAAGUGUGAUAGGCAAAACAUCCGGUGUGAACAUGCGUGCAUUUUUGGCAUUGCGAAGCCGAUGCCCGAGGUUCAGCCCGGAGAAGUCAUUGGUGCCUCUACUCAGGGGACCGCGGCCGGCCUCAUGGUGGGACCUAAACAAGAGCUGUUCACGUUCUGGUUUUGGCAACUCCCAGAGGAGAUGCGUUCGUGCCCUAUCGGCGCGAUACCGCGCUUCGGCGAAGAUGACAAGAAGCGGGAACUGGAACGCGCGGCGAGUGUGAUUCUGACCAGCUCUGGCCUCCGGUUCCAAGACGUCGCCGAGAACCUUCAGUCCAGUGCCGUGACGGCCCUGCCGCACUUUGUGCUCCGCCGCUGGCAUUUCGGCCGUUUGAUUGUUAUCGGCGACGCGGCGCAUAAGUUCAACCCGCUGGUCGGGCAAGGUGGUAACAGCUGCAUCGAGUCUUGCGCAUCCCUCGUCAAUGCCCUGCAAUCAACAUUAGGAACUCGGCUCUCUAGCAGCCCAGCCGCCUGGUCUGUUACAGCCCUGUCUGAGGCUUUCACUGCUGUUGAACGGCAGAGGGUUGGCCGGCUGGUCGACAUGGUCGAGAAAUGUCAGGAGGCCAUGCGUAACACGGCCUGGGAGACUCCACGGAGGCAACUGAUGUCGAAAUAUGUGGCUCCAUUACUUACCCUAUCGCAAUUUGCCAAUAUUUAUAGCGACCUGAUCACCGCGGGCGUGCGGCUGAACGAUCCUGUACCACGCGCGAUCCACCACGAGUGGCUUUAUGACGACGAGCGACAAGACUUGCCGAAUGGAUUCAGCGCCUACCAAACAAUGACAGCGAUAGGGUUGCUUACAGCAGCAGCUGCUGUGUUGUUCCAAAAUCAGCACAGCUUAGCCCGAAUUCUGGCCAGAUUGAAGAUCGCGUAG